AUGAACUCCAACACCAACCCUAUACAGCAUAUAGAGGCAGGCUCGGACUCGUCCACCCCGAAGCCAGAAGCAGCUCACGAACAGCCCCCCGCCAAUGCUUUCCUCCGCUCUUACCGCAAAGUCUACAAGACCUUCGGCUUCAACAAAGGCUACAACUUCCCCCUAUAUAUCAUCUUCGCAGGCGCUAUGCUGGGCUUCACCCUGGCGCGUUUUCAGUACCUCUCCGUCGGCGACCGCUUCGCCAAAGAAGCCGCACCGGGCGAGUGGUACUGGUACCGCGCCGGCUACUACCGCAUCGGGAUCACGCUGCAUCUCGGGGCCAUCUUACCAGCCGGGUUCCUCAUGAUCUUCCAAUUCGUGCCCGCAAUCCGAUACAAAGCCCUAAUCUUGCACCGGAUUAACGGCUGGGUAAUCGUACUCCUUGUCACCGUCGCGAACGUCGGAGCGCUGAUGAUCGCGCGGCGGGCGUUUGGCGGCAGGGUGGAGACGCAGACUGGGGUGGGCCUGCUGGUUAUCCUGACGACCGGAGGGCUGACCAUGGCGAUAUACAACAUCAAGAAGCUGCAGAUCGAUCAGCAUAGAGCAUGGAUGCUACGCACGAUGUUCUGGUUCGGGUCUAUCAUCACAAUGCGCAUCGUCCAGGAAUUUGCCUAUCGGAUUCUGACGACCAUUAACUCGUAUUACACCCACAUGAGCUGCGACGAAAUACAAUUCCUGUAUGGAGGUGCGGCCAGGCCGGUCAUGGGACGGUAUCCGCAGUGCUUUGGCGAGAAUAGGACCACGAGUGGAGAGGUGGCUAUUCAUGCACAGUUCAAUGCCGAAGCUGGGCCGGAGGAGGCUGCUGCUGUGUUACAGCUGAGUUUUGGGUUGGCGGUUUGGGUGGCAAUCUUCUUGCAUACCGUCGGCGUCGAGAUCUAUCUUGCGUUGACUCCGGCGGAAAGCGAGCGGCUUCGUUGCGUCAGCUAUGAGAAGCAGCUUGAGGCUGGAAUGAGCCAUCCCGGGAGUGCAGGGCUGACGGUCGAUCGGUUCGGUGAUGCGCCGAAGUGGUGUCCGCCUGUCAAAGGCUGA
Messenger RNA from Coniosporium apollinis CBS 100218, 1068 nucleotides. RefSeq lists its product as uncharacterized. The coding region runs from base 1 to 1068 and encodes 355 amino acids. NCBI's taxonomy places the organism in Eukaryota, Fungi, Ascomycota, Dothideomycetes. The transcript is spliced from 3 exons. The record is from RefSeq and is a predicted model, not a curated record.